AAACUGACUAGUUUUCUCUAACCUUCGAUAAUUAUACUCUCUCAACGCGAUUCGGCAGAACUUUGCUCUCUGCUUGUUUGCUUGAUUUCUCCAUCGGAGUAUAUUUGAAGGAAGAAAAAUGUUUUAUUCGCAGACUCAUUUGGCUCGAAAGGGUCCAUUGGGCACGGUAUGGUGCGCUGCUCACUUGCAACAUCGCCUCAAGAAGUCUCACUACACUGCCACUAACAUCCCCAAAACAGUUGAUCUUAUAAUGUUUCCAGAGGUACCACUGGCAUUGAGAUUGUCAGGCGUCCUUCUACUUGGGGUUGUGCGAAUAUAUUCAAAGCAAGUAGAUUAUCUUUUCCGUGACUGUAAUCUCUUUAGCACUUGGUUAGCUAAGGCUUUCCUCUCCACUCAAGUUGACUUGCCUGAGGAUGCGAGGCAGGCGCCGGUUGAGUCAGUGACUUUGCCUCAAGCACUAAACCUAGACGACUUCGACUUGGAGGAUUACAGACUUGAGGGGGAAUUUGAUAAUCAUCUUCGGAGUGAGGAAGAAAUCACCCUCACAGGUCAAAUUCCUACUGGAAUUGAUCCUUAUGUUGCUAUAACAUUCGAUGAGGACAUCAUUCCACAAUCUAGCCCGAUGGAUGUUGACCAAUCCACAGUACCUGCGAGUGCGCUUCCUGGAGAUACUGAUGUUGAAAUGGCUUAUGAGGCAGAACCAAACAAUGAGCCAGGAGACAUCAAUGUUGGUCUAGACACUGGAACCUAUGGUCCUCGUAACGACACAGAGGAAAUCCCUGAGUUCCAGGAUCCUAGACCAAGUAACUUGACAGAAGCGCUCAAUGCCAGUCCGGAGAGAGGCAAUGCCAUUUCUCCUGGAAGUGUUCCCGAGAUUGAGAUAAGACGUGAUGCUGCGCAUGAUUUAAGCCCUGCGUCCCAUCCACCAUUUGCUGCAGAACAACAGACUGAACCUUUAGAUGAAACUUUGAAUGAGAAGGAAACCACUAUGCCUAAUAUUGAUGAAGAAGUGUUGGAUUCUAGAGGACAUACGACGUUUGAGCUUCGCUCAGGAUCUCCAGGUUUUGCUGGUUCGGAGGAAGAACGUGAAAGUUUUUUGCAUCCAUCACCUCAACUGGCUCUUCAGCCAACUCCUCCUCCCCAACCACAAUCAAGGCCAAGGAAGAGGAAGUAUUUUGAUAAAGUCACAGUUUUAACCAACAGGAACAUGAGAGCAAGGCUUGAGGAUCCUAGUGAUACUCUUCGUAAGAGAAAGAAGAUGCCUUUAUCUAAUUUGAAUAUCUGGAGAAUGAAUAAUCAAUCGAAGAAAGAUCAAAUUUUCAAUGAGCCCUUGUAUACUGGCAUGUCAGAUGCUUUACGCAGCGUCUUUGAAAAGGACUGUGUAGCUUCAAAGCCAUAUCUUGCUGUUUCUGAUGAAGCUGUUCCAGAACCUGCAAAUGUAUCAUCUCCGACUCGAGAAGGUGAAACAGAAGAUAACCCGACCUCUCCAAUUCCACAAUCUACGGUUCCUGUUUCUACUAUUCCAGACACUACAGUUCAUCUGUCUCCAGGUCAGCAAACUGAAGAUGUCCAAGAAUUUGCAAAUCCUCAAUCUGCACAGGCAGAAUCUGUGGCACCAGAAGCACAAUCUCCUCAGACAUUUAACAAUGAUGACAUGGGAGUCGAACAUUUAAGGGAUGGUGGUUACCCUGAGUUCAUGCCGUCUCCACCUCCAAGAUUUUCACCUUCGAGAAUCGAUGACUUCGCCACUCAGCCUGAAAUUCUGGAGCCAGAGUCUUAUAGGACAGAGCCUUCGACUUCCACAUAUCCAGAGGAUCAGACUGGACUAAGGAGCUCGGGGAUUUCAGCUAUUCCUGAAAUGGCGGACGAGGAACUUUCUUUCUUGGAGGUAGGUGGCAAUACCCCAUUGAGAUCACCAGAUAGUCAAGAUUCUGAUGCUUUGACAGGGAGAACGAGAGCCUUGGCUCAGUUUCUUAAAGAACGUUCUUCAGGUAGUCCCAGUUCAAGAUAUUCUUCUGGAGAUCUAAGUUUGAGCAAGAUCUUGGCAGGAAAGACAAGGAAGCUAGCUGCUCGAAUGUUCUUCGAGACACUGGUAUUGAAGUCUAGAGGACUUAUAAAUGUGCAACAAGACCAACCCUACGGUGACAUCGCUCUGACGUUGAUGCCUGCCAUUUUUUCAAAAAAUUAACUAGGAAUAUCCAAAGCUAGCU
Messenger RNA from Eutrema salsugineum, 2210 nucleotides. Its product is annotated as sister chromatid cohesion 1 protein 3. The transcript has 12 exons. Bases 119 to 2188 code for a protein of 689 amino acids. NCBI's taxonomy places the organism in Eukaryota, Viridiplantae, Streptophyta, Magnoliopsida, Brassicales, Brassicaceae. The record is from RefSeq and is a predicted model, not a curated record. Gene Ontology annotation, biological process: mitotic sister chromatid cohesion; replication-born double-strand break repair via sister chromatid exchange; synaptonemal complex assembly. Gene Ontology annotation, molecular function: protein binding; chromatin binding. Gene Ontology annotation, cellular component: synaptonemal complex; cohesin complex.